UUAGUCACUUUAUAAAUGUUGGUCCGACAAUUAAUGACUAAUUAACUGGAGCACUCAUUGGACUCUUUGUCUAAGAUAAGACUUUACGACUACUGUUUGCAUUUAUAAAUUUAGUUCCGGAUUUUACAAUCUCAUCGUGUAUCUUUCAUGGCAUCGUCCUCCACCUCCAGCAAUGUUGAACCUGAUGCUGAUGACGGCGUCGCAGAAGAACUGCAUUUUGAUGAUUUCACUAUUGCUUCUUCAUGGGAAAGUAGGUUUAUUUCUGAAAUAGAGGCAGUGUGUCGAAUUUGGAUGGCUGAUGGUCCAAAGAGGUUAUCGGCAAAAGUUGCAGUUCCAUUAGGGUAUUCCAAAAAUUCAUACAAGGUCAAAUCUGAAUUGAAGUAUGCCACGAAAAGUUACUGCAUGGAGUACUAUUUUGAGACCAACAAUAAUGGCAAACCUGCAAACUGGAGGUCUGAUUUUCAUGAUCUGCAGUUAUGUUUUGGCGUAAAGGAAUUUUUGGUGAUUGCUCCUCAAAGUGCAAGCAGUGCGGUUCUUGAUGCACCAGAGGCAAGCAAGCUGCUGAGUGCUGUGGCAAUUGCUUUGUCAAAUUGUUCAAGUUUAUGGCCAGCAUUUGUUCCAGUUAAUGGUCCUGCACGGAAAGCAUAUAUUGGAAUUCAGAACACGGGUACUGUAUUUAAUAGAAGGUUCGAAGCAGAUCAGAUUGGUAGUCAGGUUCCAAUAAGACUCAUGCAUUUGGAGGGCCUGUAUGAGUUGUUCGUAUCUAAGUUUGCCUACACCACAUUGGAUCUUUCUACUCAUCUUUUUAAAGUGCAACUUACAAUGAAGCUAACAUACAGAAUGCUUCCUUAUGAUGACAACAAUAUCAAAGGCAUUGAUACUCAAAAUACAAAAUGUGAAGAAAUUCUUACUAGUGAAACAUCCAGUGAAACACUGUGGGAUAAAGAUUGCCCUUGGAGUGAGUGGUAUUCUGCAGAAGAUCCUGUUAAAGGUUUUGAACUGAUUACAAUAUGGUCAGAGAAGAUGGUUGAAAGUUCUACGGAAAUGGCUGAACUCGAAAAUGCUUCACCUUAUGAAGCUGAGAAGUGGUUGAUCUCUCCAAUUUGUGCUCUAAAGCUGUUUGAAGAUUCCAAAUGGAAUCAAAUUGGAUUUGCAUCCCAGUUGCAUCUUCUAGUUGAUGCAUUGAAACUGUCGUUUGAGGCCCAAUUUAUGGAAAAUUUUGUUUCAGCAGAUGAUAACUCAGGUUCUGAGAAUUUGAAAUCCUCAAUGGUUAUACCUCCAACUGUUAGUGAUCGAGUGCUGAAAGAACUAUUUCAAGAAGGAAUACAGCAUACAGAUUCUGCUUAUGGUGGACAUAAGACUUCAAGAGCUAUAAAAGGCGCACCUCUUGAAUCUCUUUUUGCACAAUUUUGUUUACGUUGUCUUUGGUUUGGUGACUUCAACAUACGAGCUAUUGCUGUCCUAUGGAUUGAGUUUGUUCGAGAGGUUAGGUGGUGUUGGGAAGAGUCACAAUUAAUCCCUCGGAUGCCAGCAAAUGGUUCAAUUGACCUUUCCACUUGUUUGAUUAACCAGAAACUUCAGAUGCUUGCAGCAUGCAUUGAGAAGAAGUACGAAAUGAAUGAAGAUUAUCAAGAUUGUAUUGGAAGUGAGCAUCAAAUAGAGUCUAUGGCUGAGGUUCUUCAUUAUCUGGAAACUUUACAACCACAUCAGUUGCUUGAGCAAAUGGUGUGUACUGCCUUCAGAGCAGCAGCCGACACCUUAACUCAAACCAGUUAUGGAGAGCUAAAACAGAUGGAGACUAUGAUGCAACAACUAUACCUUACCAUGGCACCUGCUUUGAGGCCCUUGCAAGAAAAUCGUUUAUCUGCUGACAGUGAGACUAUUGAAGACUUAAGACGACUGUGUGUUGUUUUCCAACACGUUGAGAAAUUACUGACACUUGCAGCUUCUCUUCAUCGCAAGUUUUUACAAGCACCACGCCUUGCCAGAGAAAUUUUCAGUGAUUUCUACAACUUCUAUAUUCCAAGAAUGGGAAUAGGCUUGACAGAAGACGCUCUUAAAAAGGGGUUUGACAAGAAACAAGAAGUGUGGAAUCAGGAGAGAGAAGUGGUGUCAAAUAUGUUUGUUCAACCCACUGCAAACCAAUCUUGGAGAAAGGUUUUGAGUAUGGGAAAUCUUAUCAAUGGUCAUGAACCAAUGAAAAGGGAAAUUAUAUUUUCAAUGCAUGAUGAUGGAGCGAAUGGUAAUCACUAUGCAACUCAUACUACUACUAGUGUUUGUGAACAAAAAAUAGAAACCUACCGCAUGUAUAUAUGUGGAACUUCUAAUGACCUCAGGGUCGCACUUUCUGUUGUCUCAAGUGAUUAAUUUUAUGGUGUUUGAUGGUUUCA
Cajanus cajan (pigeon pea) is the source of this 2390-nucleotide messenger RNA. The record is from RefSeq and is a predicted model, not a curated record. Lineage: Eukaryota; Viridiplantae; Streptophyta; Magnoliopsida; Fabales; Fabaceae.